CCUUAAUCAAUAAGGGUGGCUUCCUCACAUGAAAUAAUUCCCAACCGCAAGCGAGGUUUCGGAACAACAUCGAUUAGUUACUAUAUCAUUUUGACAUAAUUAUUAGAUUGUGGAAAACCGUUGAACUACCCUUUUAAUGAUUUCUGGAACCACGAUGAGGGAACUAAAUACAAUGCUACCAUCAGAUUUAGCUGUCCAUCCGACACAAUUCUGGUUGGUGAGAGAACGAUAUUUUGUCAAAGUAACGGAAAAUGGAGUGGUUUCCCACCGCAGUGUGUAGACAAAGCUUCAAUUGGAGAACCUUGUUCAAGUACUGAAUACUGUACGACUAAGGGAGCUGUGUGUGAUCAAGAAGUCUGCGCUUGCAAAACGGGAAUACAUGAUAACGAAACCGACACAUGUGACGCCAUGCCACUUUUUCCGUACGGAAAAGACAACGGUGACUAUGUGUUAUCGAAAAACGAGGUGUGCGGUCCAAAAAUAACAUUUGCUCCAGGGAUACCUAUUUAUGAUAAAUUGAAUAAGGACCUACACGUAUGUUCAAAUGGACUCAUAAGUUUUGGCAAAAGAUAUGAAAACCCAACUCCACCUAAGGACAGAAAUAGUUUAUCGGAUUUCGGAAACAGAUCUAUAGUGGCGCCAUUUUUAUGCACCGAUUGACAUAUUGUCAGGAAAUGUUUAUUACAGGACGUAUGACAUACACAUAUUAUUUUCAAAACUUGAAGCUGAUAAAAAGUUGAUUAAGAAAAUAGAACACACGAUAAGGAAAAUGGGAGCUGUCAAAUCAUUUGAAACAAGUUUCGUUCUGUUGGCAACAUGGGAUUCUAUGAAACCCUUAGGCAUAGAGUAUGACAAAGAUAAGACAUCCACCUUUCAAGCGGUGCUUGCAUCAGAUGGCUCGUCAACAUUCACAUUGUUUAUUUACGGACAAGGUCUCAUGCAGUGGAGAUACAAAGGAGGUUCACCACAUAUCUGGGUCGGAUAUACUAUAAAUAGUUUGCAGUUGUACACCCACCCGUUUUCGUUCUCCGAGCAAAUUCUUUCGCUUGAUGUAUUGAAACAAAGUAUUCCUGGGUCAUUCGAUGGCGUUGCGGGAUUGGUUUUCAAGCAUUUGACAAAAGACGGUGAAAGUAAUCCUAAUUUUGCCGUUGAUUGUAUCAAGUGGUACAAUAAAAACCGGAAAGAAAAGGAAAGCACGAGGAUUAUAGCAAGCCGACUGCCACAAUGUCCAUGUGAUAUAUGGCUUUCUCGAUAUGAUCCCUGGUUUUGGAAUAUACAGCGACAGAGCAAAAACCCUUACACUUGUGUCGACAUGUUUCCCGGUCAAAUGUAUCAGCCUUACGGAAAGUCAUGUUGCUAUGAUUUAUCUACCUGGUCCUGGAUAUCACAUCGCCCUGUUGCUGGUGGAUUUUAUCGCUAUCAUCCACAGAAGUUUUUGCCAGAACAUUUUGAACAUGAUGUUAUUCCAAAACAAAAAUGCUGCGAACUUUCAAAAUAUUGUGACCUUUACUACGAGUUACACCCGACUGGAGCUUGCUACAAACAAUCAUCAUAUGACUUUGGAGCCUUUUGGGGAGAUCCGCACUUUCGGACUCUAGAUGGAAUGAAUUUUACCUUUAAUGGUCUGGGAGAGUAUACCCUUCUACAAUUAGACACUGACAAUGUUACAUUUGAACUUCAAGCAAGAACUGAGCGCGCUAAAAAGAAAAACGGGGAAUUGUCGUAUGCAACUGUUUUUUGUGCAUUUGCAGCAAAGGAUUCGUCAAAUGCUUCUGUUCACGUGGAAUUAAACAAUGCACAAAAUGGUAUAAGUCUGUAUGGUAAUUACCUAGAUCUAACCAGCAAAUUCAGGAAUCACACAAACACUGAACAUCCGUGGACUUAUACUUCAGACGAGGGCAACCUUAUCAUAUCUAAAAGGGAUGGGGCUUUGAAUGUCCAUUUCCCAUUGAGUGAUAUAUCUCUAAACAUAUCCGUGAGUGUUGAAAUGCUGUCACUCAUAACUACAGUAGCGAAGAAGUGGCAUAAUAUGACAACAGGUCUCCUUGGUAACUACGAUGAAAACCCAGAGAAUGACUUCAUUAUGCCAAAUAGGACUGUCCUCAAUGCAAAUAUAUCCGAGCGAGAGAUUUUUGCCUAUGGAAAAACAUGGAAAAUAAAUCCAAACAACUCUGCAUUCAUUUACAACGAAGGACACACACAUUUUGAUUACCAUAAUGAGACCUAUGUUCCAAGGUUUUUGGAUGAAGUCGACUCCAGUAAAGUGCUUGAGGCGCAGAAUGCUUGCAACGGUUCUCGAAACAUUGAGUGCAUCUUCGAUUUUGUUUUCACAGAAAAACCGGAGAUUGCAGAAAAUUCAAAUCGAAUUAAAGGACACACUGAGUCUAUUAGAAAUCACAUGGACGAAACGGUGCCAACUUUAACAGGAUGCGACACGGUCAAUAUUACAAUCGGUCAAAACGUAACUUGUAGCGUAACACUAGAAGAAGGAAACAAUAUACAUUUUAUAGAUAACAAUUCCAGUGCCGAGUAUGAUAAAGAAUCGUCAACAGUAACUUAUUUCCAGCAAGAUGAUAGUCCUGUAAAUCUUCGCUUUUCUGCGAGAAAUAUAAAUGGUCGUUCGUCUCCAUCAUUUAUCAUAAGCAUCCUUCUGUGUACUGGUUGUAAUGGACACGGUCGCUGCUCUGCCAUUCCGAGGGAAGACCCCAGAGAAACGGAGUAUUUUAAAUACGCCACCUGUAUAUGUGACCCUGAGUACGGAGGACUAGACUGUGAAAAUGAAUUUGAAGCAUGUUCCACAAACCCUUGUUCAUUAGGAAGAAACUGUACAAACAUACCGGCCGAAGAAAGACGGGUAAUUGGUAGAACAUACAGAUGUGGCACUUGUCCUCCUGGUUUUACUUCGAUAGCAACAGAUAACGACACUUCUGAAGAGUGUUUGGAUGUUGAUGAAUGUUUGACUGGUUUAUGUGAACAUAACUGCACCAACAAUGAAGGUAGCUAUAAAUGCACAUGUAGAGCAGGUUACAGAGUUGACAGUAGAAAUUCAAACCAUUGUAGAGACAUAAAUGAGUGUGAUGAAGCACUUCAUAAUUGCUCACAAAUUUGCAACAAUACAGAAGGUGGUUUUACAUGCGAAUGUCAUCCGGGAUUCCACUUUGAAACUUCGGUGUGGUCUUGCCUUACCUCUGCAGGGAGUAAAUGCACAAAUAAUGAAGAAGAGAAUUGCUCAAAGAAAAACAGCCACUGCACAAAAAAAGAAGGACAUGCAACAUGUUUUUGCAAAGCCGGAUUUGAGUGGAACGAAGCAAACACUGCAUGUGAAGAUAUUAACGAAUGCAAGAGAAAUGUAUGCCCUCAAAAUUGCAUAAAUACCGUCGGCAGUUUCAAAUGUGAAUGUUUCAUAGGAUACCAACUACAGGAUGCAACAACAUGCAAACCAUGUGAUAUUCAAUACUGGGGCAAAAACUGCUCAAAUGAAUGUGAUUGCACUGGCCAAGGCGCAAUAAAAUGCGACCCAACUAAAGGCUGUAUAUGUGCCAAAGGCUGGGAAGGUGACGGUUGCAAUGACGAUAUUAAUGAAUGUGAAUUUGUCGGUGAUAUUUGCAAAGACUCGAGGAAGAUAUGUGUCAAUAACCUCGGGUCAUACAGAUGUAAUUGUAGAAAUGGGUACCUGGAGACGAGUAAUGGUAAAUGUGAAGAUGUGAACGAAUGUUCUUAUCCACUCAUGAAUGGCUGUAUGCAGGAAUGUACGAAUACUGUCGGUGGUUAUACAUGUGAUUGUUUUGACGGUUUCACACGACACAACAAAACACAUUGCACAGAUAUAGACGAAUGUUACCUUGGAAUUGCUAAGUGUGAACAAGUGUGUAAGAACAGUCCUGGUCUCUACAGCUGUUACUGCCACUUUGGCUAUACCUUAAACGAUGAUCGUACAUCAUGCAGUAAAAUUUCAGAUCCCUGUAAGGUCAUAAGUAAUCUUGAUUGUUCUCAUUAUUGUGUGGUUGAGGGGAACAAAGCGACAUGUAGAUGUCGGAAAGGCUACGUUCUAGGAACAGACGGAGAAACAUGUAUACAGAUCAGCUCACGCGGAAAACCCACUUUCCGUUUUUCCUCGAAGGAAAAAUCUUGCAUAGCGAGGAAUUCCUCCGAGUACUGCCUAAUUCUGACUCGGAGUACCGACUGUUAUAGUUUUAUUACUUUAGCGGAAUUUCGUCGAGUCACUCCGAGAAAUUACUUGACGGAACUCCGAGUCGAAAUUUUACAGGUAACACUAUAAUGAUUUCCGGUAUUUUAUGGCCACUCCGCGCGACUCCGAGUCUGUAAUAAACAAUAAAUCAGUCAAUUCGAGUGCCGCGAGAUGAUUUGACGAAACUUCGAGUCAGUAUUUCCUUACUUGGACGGAUUGUUUUUAUAUAAUUAGCUUGUUCUUUUAAUUGAAUGUAUGAAACUGUUGUGAAUUUUGAUAUUGAAAUAAUUUCUGACCAUGCGAAUUAGAUUAAAACGUAUAUUAAUGUAUAAUAAACUAAAUUAUUAAUUAUACGAAAUUAAACAAACUUUCAAAUCACCACCGUUAAAGUCAAGUGAUUUGUUAAAUUUUUAUAUUUAAAUAAUUUCUGACUUUGCGAAUUAAAUUUAGGGAAAAAGUCGUGUAAUAAUUUAUGCACUUAAUUAAGAAUAAUUUAUAAAUAGAUAAGCUUUAAAAUAAAACCCGCUUAAAGUAAUUGUUUAGUACGAUAUUGAAAUACAUGCGAAUUAGAUUUAGAAGUAAAUUUAUGUAGAACGGAUUUAAUUAUUAAUCAUAUCUAAUUAAAUAAAUUUCCGAAUGAGCGCCGUUAAAGGAAACUGCUUUGUUAAAUUUUGAUAUAGAAAUAAUUUCUGCCUUUGCGAAUUAAAUUUAGAAAUCAA
Messenger RNA from Mercenaria mercenaria, 4908 nucleotides. RefSeq names its product mucin-like protein. The coding region runs from base 770 to 4279 and encodes 1169 amino acids. NCBI's taxonomy places the organism in Eukaryota, Metazoa, Mollusca, Bivalvia, Venerida, Veneridae. The record is from RefSeq and is a predicted model, not a curated record. The transcript is spliced from 22 exons. Gene Ontology annotation, biological process: cell-matrix adhesion. Gene Ontology annotation, molecular function: calcium ion binding.